AUGUCAUCCGCUCGAGCCAUUAGAUUGGCUUUGGUGACACGAAAUCACAGGCCCUCGGCGCCACUGCAGCGUAUAGCACGCAGUUAUGCGACCACUCCGGGCACACCUGGCUCCAACUCUUCAGGCUCGUCUCCUGGUCCACACCACCACAAGCAAUCUGCAACGAAGUCAGUAGCACCUAAACCAUCUCCGAACGUCCAAAAAUCCACGUCGCCCGUACCUACACCGCCGGGUGCUCGACACGAGGUCCACGAGGGCACGGCGGCGCUCUCUGCUCCCUACAAUCCUCCUGGGGGAGGUGGACCUGGGGCUGGAGGAGGCGGCUUCACAUUCACAAAUUCACCCGUUCUCGAUGCUGUCCUCACGACUUUUAUCGGCUUGGGUGCCGUUUUCUUUGGGGGUAUCGCGUACAUGAGGUGGUACAAGGCAAACGUCUUGGACAAGAUCGAAGAGGCCUUCAAGGCUGGCUACGAUCCCGCCCUGGAGCUUGCCAAGGCGCAACCUGGUCGUAAAUCAAAGAGCGGCGACGACGAUGACGAUCCUUUCGACAGCGACGAACCAUGGACGGGCGAUCUGCGACGCAAGGAGCAGGAUCUAAUUGACAUGAUUGUCCACGGAGAGGAAGCCGGGCAUUAUUUUAUGCUCUUGGGACCGAAGGGAUCUGGAAAAGGCACGAUGAUAUUCGACUCUAUGGCUGCUAAUCAAGCGGACGGGGUAUCUUUCUGUGACGCGCAUCCUGACCUGGAGGUUUUCCGCCUGCGACUUGGCAAGGCCUUGAAUUACGAAUUCAAUGAGGAUACUCAAACCGGUCUCUUCCAACGGCGUGAUCCCAGGGAAGGAGGUGCUCCUUUGGAUAUUGAACGGGCCCUGAACAAGCUCGAGAAGGUAGCUCUACAGGCUGCGAAAGACCGCGGAAAGCCUUGGGUUCUAAUCAUCAACAACAUCCAUUACUUCCAAAACGAUGACGAGGGCAGGAACUUUAUCCUACAGCUGCAACAAAAGGCCGAGGCAUGGGCAGCCAGCGGGAAGUCCGGAAGUCGAAUGCACGUUAUCAGUGUCGAAGACCUUAAACGCUCGGAUGCCAUGCAGGCGCUUGCGCGAAUGCGAGCUAAGGCUGGUCGUCCCAAGGAAUCACCGGAAACAAUCAACGAGACGCUUGACUUGGUCGCCAAGGCGAAAGAUAUGGUGGGUAUGGCCAAGCACUUGUUAGCAGUUGAAAAGGGUUGGAUAUUAAGUCGAAUUGGAUUGAUCCCGGACUGCGACGACGACGUGAUGGACGAGCAAAAAUGGAGUUCCUGUUCAUGGCUGUUACUUCAAGAAUUCGUCAAAAUGCGGAAGGAACAAGAGAAGGAACGGGAGGAAGCUAUUGCUCGAGGAGAACUCGAUCCAGAAAACCUCGAAGAAUUGCCUAUGCCCGCUCUUUCCUACAUCAACCACGACGUUAGACCGGACUCGAUGCUUACCUUACAAGCGGCGAUUGAGGUUGUGGAGGAAGAAGGCUUCGAGGACUUGUUAGAGAACGUUCGAGAUCGUAUUGACGAAAUCGAGAGUCUGCGCCGAACGCGUGAAUUGACGUUCAAGGACGUGGUCAAGGGCGACAUGAUUCGUCUCUCGGUUGAUAAAGGAGGCGCUGAAUUGAUUGAGACCAUUAGAGGCAAAGGCGGUGACGAUGACGACUAG
This is a messenger RNA of Coprinopsis cinerea okayama7#130, 1680 nucleotides long. RefSeq lists its product as hypothetical. The record is from RefSeq and is a predicted model, not a curated record. Bases 1 to 1680 code for a protein of 559 amino acids. The transcript has 11 exons. NCBI's taxonomy places the organism in Eukaryota, Fungi, Basidiomycota, Agaricomycetes, Agaricales, Psathyrellaceae.